This is a messenger RNA of Stylonychia lemnae, 2400 nucleotides long. NCBI's taxonomy places the organism in Eukaryota, Ciliophora, Spirotrichea, Sporadotrichida, Oxytrichidae. The record is from the annotation of a GenBank genome assembly.
AUGAGUGAAAAGAGCAAGAACUUGUAGUAGCCAGAACUAAGGCUUAGUAAGUCAGAAAUCGAAAAAAAAUUCAUAGAGCAGCUUUAAUAUGAAAAUGAUUUGAAUAUUAAUGAUAUUGACUAAAUUUCUUUGAAUUCAUUUGCCAGCAAUGAUCAUGAAAUAGAAGCCUUAAUGGAUAAAGGGAGUGUGUUUGAGUAUUUCCCUGCUAAUUAAUAAUAGUCAGAUUAAAUAUAAGGAGAGGAUACCUAACUCACAAGUAAUCUAUAAAAUUUUGAGGAGAUAAUGAAUAAGAUUGAAUAAAAGAAAAAUGAACUUAAAACUAAACAAUAAAAAGAUAAUCUAGCAAAUACUAAAGAAAUAUUGAUCAUUAAUUCAACAGAGUGUAGCCCGGUUAAAAGCUAAAAUGUGACCCAAUUCUAAGAAUUGAAAUAAUUAGGAUCAGAGAAAAAGGAGACAUCAUAAAUUAGCUUAACUAAUUAAGACCCAAAUAAAAUCAAUGAUUUAGACAAAAAUACUCUUGAAAUUGAAAAGCAAAAAUCUAAUCAUGAUUCAGAAUCAUAACAGGAAUUAUAAGAUGAGAAACAACUUCCAAAAUCGAGGUAGAGUUAAGUUAGUAAGCUAAGGUUAGAUUUGGUCUAGGAUGAAUGGUAGAAUAUUGUAUAAGAAGUGUGGCAUGAGAAAAUAGACCAUCAUCAAUUAAUGACUCAACAGAUAAAUUUAAUGCAAGAUUAGUAAGAUACAAUUGAAUUGACUAUUGAUGAAAUACUCUUCUCUCAAAUAUUGAACACUAGAUUCAAGAAUAUUGAAAAGAUAACUGCAUUUGAUCUAAAUCUCAUCAAAUACAAGAAUUUAUUGCUAGAUGAUGUAAAGCUUAAACUUUUUAAAAACUCAAUUCAAGAAUUCAUCAACAUAGCCAUUGUCAAUUAUAGACUCGGUUUAUUGGAUGAUGCUCUGAAAUUGAUUAACAAAUUGAAUGAGCAAACUAAACAUAUGACUCCAGUUUAAUUAUAUCAAGUUUAAAAGCUAGAAAUAAUAACACUUAUAAGAAUUCUAUAGAAAGGUCUUAAUUCUCGAGCUUUUAUUGAAUAUAAAUAACCCCUCUAAUUAGCUAUUGAAUACACUUAAGGAUAUAGAUUUGUUAUUGAAAUUGACGAUAAAGAUGAGGUAGUUUACAGCACAAGAUAUAGAUUUUACUUAAAGACCUUUAAAUUACUCUCAAGCUAUUAGCAAAAUGAAUACUUCAAGGCCAAUGAAUUUCUUUAGUUCUUGAUUGUCAUAAAUAAACAAGAAUAACUAAUAGGAAGCGAUGAUGUUUUUGACAUUCUAAAUAAUAAGCUGAUGAAAAUGCUCGAACAAGAGGAACAUGCAAUAGGCUAUUGUGCUGAUUAAAUCCUAGCUAAAAGCUAAAAUGCCUACCUUAUCUAUUAAUUUAUAAAACUGCAAAUCUAAAUAAGCAAAAAGUCUGAUAAACAAUAAGAUCUUAUGCAUUAACUAAUUCAGGUUAGCAAGUUUAGAGACAUACCUGAUAAUUUAAAAAUAAAGAUCUAUCUUUUGAUUAUCAAGCUAAGUAGUAGUGUUCAAGUCUUCUCGAUAUGCAAAAAGUUCUCGAACAGACUUUAUAGACUAUCACAUUUGUUGAAGGAUGAAAAAAAAUCUAUGAUUAAAUUUUAACUUGACUACUUCAAAUGUGAUUCAUUGAGAUUUUCUUAUCACGAUAACUAUUAAACUCAUCAUCACAAGAAAAGUUCAUUAAACUAUGAUAAUCCCUUUGUUGAAUCUAGAAAAUAAGAAAAUUUAAUCACAUAUAAUUCAUAACAAUCAGAUGAUCCAUUUAGAAAUCAUUCAUAUCUGAAAAAAUAUGAAACAGAAGAGGCAGGAGAUGAGGUACAUGAUGACUCGUCAAUCAUAGUAGAAGACUUUUAAGCCUAUAAUGAAGAUGAAAACUCAGUAGAAUUAAUAGCUGAUUAAAUCUAGCAUAGGAAUAAGAUUAUGGAGGAGAUAAAAUAGUAAAGAGCAUCUGUCAAUCAAGUAAAUGAAAUUAUCUUUGAUGAGUAAUAUCUACUUUACAUUGGAAUAGGAUGCUAUUUAGCAGAAUAAAGUUAAUAUUUGGGUAUAAUUUGCUUAAAGAUGUAUAUUUAGAUUGUUCAGUAAAAUGAUAGAGAUUAGAAAUUGAAGAUUGCAAUGCUAUUUUUAAGUGCUCUUGAGAAAUAGCUUGAAAAUCUUAAUUUAGAAUAAUCACAACCCAUUUAUUAAAUGUGGAUGGCUACAUUUAAAGAUUAUUUAAGCCUCCCAAUUAGACUGCCUCAAGAAAUUGAGAUUGCAUAACUUCUCGAAAAAGAAUUGGAAAAAGCUCUGCCAAAUAUAGAUGGUGAUAUGACUGUUAAAGUGGAUUAUUUUUGA